UAUGAACGUGUCACAAAAUUCUCGCCUUCUCACAAAACGUCCUGGCGCGUAACAAACUCUCAUUUUUUCUAUAAAACCUUCUCUUCCGAUACAGAGCUAUCGUAACCGUUUUUGUUUCUCUCUCUCUCUCUCUCUCUCUCUCUCUCUCUCGCUUUCAAUCAAUUAUGGCAACCCAAACCGUUCUCGUUACCGGCGGUGCCGGUUACAUCGGCAGCCACACCGUCCUCCAGCUUCUGCUCGGCGGUUUCAACGCCGUCGUCGUUGAUAACCUCGACAAUUCCUCCGAAGCCGCUAUCCAUAGAGUCAAGGACCUCGCCGGAGAAUUCGCCGGUAACCUUUCCUUUCACAAGUUGGACCUCCGUGACAGAGAUGCACUGGAGAAGGUUUUUGCUUCUACAAAGUUUGAUGCUGUCAUACAUUUUGCUGGACUGAAAGCAGUCGGUGAAAGUGUGCAGAAACCGCUGCUUUACUAUGACAACAACUUGAUUGGGACAAUUGUUCUACUUGAAGUCAUGGCUGCCCAUGGAUGCAAGAAGCUUGUGUUCUCAUCUUCGGCCACUGUAUAUGGAUGGCCUAAGGAGGUCCCGUGUACUGAAGAGUUCCCUUUGUCAGCAGCAAAUCCAUAUGGACGAACCAAGCUUAUCAUCGAGGAAAUUUGUCGGGAUAUCUACCGUGCAGAAGAGGAAUGGAAAAUUAUACUGCUGAGAUACUUUAAUCCUGUUGGUGCACAUCCUAGUGGUAAUAUUGGCGAGGAUCCUCGUGGAAUUCCAAACAACCUCAUGCCAUUUGUUCAGCAAGUAGCAGUUGGCAGACGUCCUGCAUUGACAGUUUUUGGAACAGAUUAUAGUACAAGUGAUGGCACUGGAGUUCGCGAUUACAUUCAUGUUGUUGAUUUAGCAGAUGGGCACAUAGCUGCAUUGCAUAAACUAGAUGAUCCUAAAAUAGGCUGUGAGGUUUAUAACUUGGGAACAGGAAAGGGAACAUCAGUUUUGGAGAUGGUUAAAGCUUUUGAACAGGCCUCUGGAAAGAAAAUUCCACUUGUAACGGCUGAUCGGAGACCUGGAGAUGCUGAAAUUGUUUAUGCAUCAACUGAAAAAGCAGAAAGAGAACUGAACUGGAAGGCUAAAUAUGGAAUCGAUGAAAUGUGUCGUGAUCAAUGGAACUGGGCUAGCAAAAACCCUUAUGGCUAUGGAGGAUCUGAAGAUUCUUCUAAUUAACGUUGAUAAUUGCUAAUCUUAGUACAAGUUCUCUUCUUGGUCUUUUUAGGAACCCUGUUACACCAUAGGCCACUACAAAUAUAGUUUUCCUUGAAACUUUUCUUUAGCUAUUCUAAGGUGGAGAUAAAUUUUGUAAUUAUGAAUUCUAAUAACGUCUUAAAUAAGUAGUGGUUUACUUUAAUUUUAUUGUUCUUUAGGUUCCGGCUUACUGGCAAUUAAAUGAGGAUCCUCUCAUGUUCUUCAAGAUCAUGACUGCAUCCUGUUUUGUAAUCUUAAAUCACACAAUUUAGAAUAUGAUUAAUGGUUAUAAUAUUACAUUGUUAUACUUC
Messenger RNA from Lotus japonicus, 1546 nucleotides. RefSeq names its product UDP-glucose 4-epimerase GEPI48. Lineage: Eukaryota; Viridiplantae; Streptophyta; Magnoliopsida; Fabales; Fabaceae. Gene Ontology annotation, cellular component: cytosol. The record is from RefSeq and is a predicted model, not a curated record. Bases 165 to 1217 code for a protein of 350 amino acids. Gene Ontology annotation, molecular function: RNA binding; UDP-glucose 4-epimerase activity. Gene Ontology annotation, biological process: galactose metabolic process; rRNA processing. The transcript is spliced from 9 exons.